This is a messenger RNA of Phlebotomus papatasi, 4751 nucleotides long. RefSeq names its product ichor (gene ich). NCBI's taxonomy places the organism in Eukaryota, Metazoa, Arthropoda, Insecta, Diptera, Psychodidae. The transcript has 2 exons. The coding region runs from base 466 to 1989 and encodes 507 amino acids. Gene Ontology annotation, molecular function: RNA polymerase II transcription regulatory region sequence-specific DNA binding; DNA-binding transcription factor activity, RNA polymerase II-specific. Gene Ontology annotation, biological process: embryonic pattern specification; embryonic hindgut morphogenesis; regulation of transcription by RNA polymerase II. The record is from RefSeq and is a predicted model, not a curated record. Gene Ontology annotation, cellular component: nucleus.
UGAUCAUCUUUGGUGUUUUCUGCAAACGACGCGGGACGUGUGAUUUACCACUGAUGAGUGAUGGAAUAAUUUACAAAAGAAUCAAUAGUUGAUGAAGAGACAGAUGAAACAGAGAAAAUUCACGUGUGAUUUAUGCAGAAGCUAUAACUUUUUCUUUUUUCUGAUAAAUAUAAAUGGAUACAAUAUCGUUGGAGUUGAAAAUGCAGAUUAAUAAAAAAUGGUCCCAGAUAUGGCAUCGAAGAAGUCGCUCACUUGACAAAUACUAAUUUGCUGUUUGGUACCCGAGUAGUUAAACUUGCUUCUCAAUUCGGUAACGGGAGGGAAGAAUACUUUUGCUGGUGAAAGUUCACUACGUGUGUACUUUGGUACAACCCCUCUCUUGGCCCGGGAGCAAUCUCAAAAACAAAAUACGACAAUUGAGCACCAAAUUCAUCCAAACUGACCCCCCUCAAGAUACGACCAAUAAUGAAGUAUUGCAGUUCAAGCAAUAUGACCACCCAGAACGAAUCGGAAGUAGAGAGUUUACUAAUGAGUCCGUGCUGGAGUCAAGGUCAGAAUGGAUCACAGGAUCAGUAUAUGUUAGAGGGGCAUAAGUUACUGCUAGAACACGAUCUUGAUUCACUUCCCAGCGAUUCAGAGGCACAGAAAGGCUCAAUGGAUGUUCUGGAUAAUCUACUGCUCAACUCCCAGUCGAUUAAUUCAAGCUUAGCUGAACUGAAACCCCUGCCACCUUUUACCGGUUACACGGGACAUCUAUCGAUAAACGGUAUUUCGGGACAUCACUACCACGCUAUCGCCCAGAGGCUACCCGAGGAAAAUAACAACUACUCUCAGUCGACAUAUCAAGCGAACAGUGGUAGUAGUAGUACAACAGAUCAGAAUAUAGUAUCUUCAUCUACGUGUCUACCCGACUCAGUCCUCAAUCCCGAUGCUCCUGACACAUGUCUGCAGGACGUCAAACUGUUCUCAGAUAGUGCGAUAGAUAGUAAGAUGUAUUCCGUGGCAGACAGUUGUGUGAUGAGUGGUAGCGGAGGCUCUGGUCCUGAUUCAGUGUCCAGUGUUAGGAUAUAUGCUGAUUCGAAGGAACUGACGGAGUACGAUAUGAGUUCAAUAGAGGAUAUUGCUGCCAUUAUUGGGAGCGCCAUUGCCGACACCACAGUGCCCAAUCAGAUUGAAAAUGACGACAACAAUGACACACGAGACUCCUGGAUGGACCUCGAUGCGUGGAUAGAUGGGGCGUGUGUUCAGCAAGAUGGGAAGUUAAUUGUGGCUCAACAAGACAGCAUUAAUGAGUUUGUCCUGCCACAUUCGCCGGGCGUUCAGACCGCCGGGAGUACGUUACAGAGUUUACUGACGCAUGGGUAUAUGCCGUUGCUGCAGAAUCGACUGCAGAACGGACCCCCCAUCAAAGUCGAAGCACCCACCUCAUCGACACCGUACUGUGGUGACCUCAUAUCGACAUCCACGAGUCCACCCGGAUCCGUGGUGUCCACCACUGACAACAUGAUGCUUAACGGAAGGUACCUGCCCAACCAACAGUCCCAUCACUACCAAGUCAAUAUGGCGGGUGGCGGAGGUUCCGGCAGCGGUGGUAGUGGUCUCAAGGCAGAUGGACUGUGUAGUCCCGAGCUGAUGGGAAAUUAUCCACAUACCACCACCACCUCGACACCCACAAGUGCUAAGAACAAGCGAUCGCGGUCGCAGAAGAAGUCACAGGGACAGGCGCAACUAGGUGGUAGCUCGACACCGGCGUCCGCUGUCAGCUACCAGGCAUCCAGUGAUUUGGGUGGUCUGCUCAGCAAAGAGAAGCCCGUCCAUCGGUGCAACAUCUGCAAUCGGGGCUUCCUCAAUAAGAGUAACAUCAAAGUUCACCUGCGGACGCAUACGGGCGAGAAGCCCUUUCGCUGUGACGUCUGUUCGAAGGCAUUUCGUCAGAAGGCCCACUUAAUCAAACACCAGCAGAUUCACAAAAGAAUCGGACGGGAUUGACCACCAGUAAGUGUGAUACUAACAAGAUAGGAUACUCAACAAACAAAAAAAAAUGUGAAUGACUCUAGGUCAAGCCCUAUUGGGGCUGAUGCAGACAUUUCUUGUAACAUUAGUGACACACUUUGGAGGGGCGAUAAGUUUAUGCGCUGUGCAUGCUCCUCCGGUGGAAUCUCUUGUGUUCGCAUCCCACUCGCUCUUGAAGGAGAGUCAGCAUCUUCCCAACAUGCUGACUAUACAUAAAACUUCUUUACUCGCGAUGAUGAGCAAUUUGUGGCUGUUUAGUGUUUGAUGUAAUAUCUGUGAAAGAGGACUUGACUUUUAUUUAUGUUAGACGAUGGGAACACACGUGCUAUAUAUGAAAGGUACCUCAGAAUCAUAAAUAAUUUUAAACACAAAAUAAUUUUUUUUUUAAUAGAUUCUAUUGUAAUAAUUGUGUUUUGCAAAUAGUGUCUUAAGGAAAUGUCUCUUUUGUAAUUAGGGAAGAUGGAGUGAAUAGUAUUUGUAAAUAGCUUAUUGCAGUGUAAAUAAUUUCUUGUCCUCCAUGCCACAGGGCUAUCCGUGGCGACAACAAUUACUCAUAUAGGGAAGAAAAGAACGACAAAACAAUGAGAUAUAGCAAUUAGGAGCGUUGAAAAACAAAAUUACACACAAAUGUAAUCAAAAUCCACUUGUAGACCCAUUGUAACAUCUUCUUAGGUAAUUAAUUAAGGUUCACUGUAGAGACAUUUUUUUUCCUAGUUCAUAUGCUAGUGCUUAAGUAGAGACUUUCCUACGAAAAAAAAAGUGCAAUGUAUUGUAAUUAUCAGUGGCCGGGAGUCAUUUAAUUCAAACCUUCUACCCCUCUCUGAAAAGAAAUAUCAUCUCAUAGGUACUUUAAUGUGUUGAACAUGAUAUUAAAUUAAUUCAUUUCAACACUUUCCGCGUGAUUUCGGAACUCUGUUUAUUGCUAUUUUGAAGUUAAUAAACAUGCGCAGGAGAGAAUCGCAAGAGACCCCUUCACUUGCAAUUAAUUAUCUGUUACGGUCAUUUGAAUUUGAAUUCUUGAGGAUUUUUUUUUCUUUUUCAAUUUCAUGAGACACCAUUAACAAAGACUUAAAAUCUCUAACCCCACUAUAUUUAUUUUCAUGAUGACCCACAAAAAAAAAACUGAGAAAAACAACAUUUAAUAAAAUACUCCUCUAUAUGUUUGUUAAACUCUGUCGAAAUGUAUGCUUUAUUGUGCAUCAAUUUGGAAUAGGGCCACUGCAUAUUACAUUAAUUAGUGAGAAGUGUGUGUGUUGAAUGUAAACAUUGAGUUAGGAAUUGAGGAAACUGCUUAAAUAAAUUUUCUCGUUUCCACUGUAAAUUAUUGCUGUCUUUCUUAAUGAUAUUCCUUAAUAUUGUUUUUUUUGGAUUUAAAUAGCAAAUAUAGUAUUGCAAUUUUAGCUUUUUCUUCUUUAUUUAUUUAUUUGUUUAUUCAAUUUGACUCCUUAUAGAAUUAUUGUUUUUAGGAAAAUUUUUCUAUACCUCAUUUUUAUUGCUCAAACUCCAAAGAAUGAGCAAUAUUUUUUUCUUUUUUAUAUUUUCCUCAACAUUUUUUCAUAUUCUUGUUAUAUUUUCAAACUAUUGAAAUCAGUGGCGCAACUUAAUUUUUUGUUAAAUAUGACAUCAAGAGAUGAUUAAUAAAAAUACAAACUCUCAAAUUUCAAAAUCAAAAUUGAUCUUUUUGAUGUAAUCUUUGAAAAUUUCAAUGUCGUAAUUAUAAAAAUUCUUAUCUCUAUAUUUAUGUUAAAAAAAUAAUAUGACAAAGAAGAACAAACAAUUUAAGUACAGACAAUGUGAUAGAAACCUUCUUAAUCAUAACAAUUUAGCAGAAAAACGAUAUAUUUGCUAUUUUCAUAAAUUAUAUAAAAUUAAAAAAAAAAACAAAAAAUAACUCCCUCGAUAAGCAAAAAAAAAGAAAAAUGAUAAGGUUGUUUUAACAACAUUUGGUAAAUUUGAUUUUUCAAAUUGUUAUUCAAUAAGAAAUUUUAUCAAAGGAAGUUAAAAUUAAAAGAAUAGAUCUCCUUCUUUUCGUUGAGUAGUUAUUGUUAAAAAGAAUUCGUAAUUUAAUGUAUGAAACAAAGUCAGUAUUUAUUAAAUUAGCUAAAAAAGAAAGUAAAGAAAAUAUUAAAAAAAAAAAGAACAAAAUGAAUGGUACACAAAUGGUGUUGUUCGGGGCAAGAGUAUAUUCCCUGCAAACAUUUUGCAAAAUUAAAAAUCACGUAAGGAAAAAGUAAUAUUUACAUUUAUUAGGAAUAAUAACGUAAAACUUACAUUUUUUUACGUUAAAAUUAUAAUUUGGCAAAACAAUGUUUGUAGGGUUUUGUAUAGUAAUUGCUUAAGUUAUUUUGCAUAUUUUCUUCAAUAUCUUUUUGUUUUUGGUUGGCUUAAAAUUAAAAAUUUGCACAAAAAAAAUACCAAAAUUUAAAUUGAAAAAUAUAUCUUUAACCCCGAAUAGCAUCGAAUUAUUAGUGAAAAUGUGUUUUACUUUGUAUUUUUAAUAAGUGGCUAAUGCUGAGAAAUGUCUCUAGAGCUGAGUUUUUCAACUGUUAAUAUUUAUUGUAUAAUAAAUACGGCUAGAUUUGUAAUUUAAAAUUGAUGUGAAGAGCAAACAAAUUCACUAUUAUAAAUAUUGAUGAAAGAAUGAUUUAAAAUGGAAUUGUAUGUAGUUGUAGAUGAGAGAAAACUUGUGUAUAAAGCAACUUCAAAUGAGACCAAUUAAACUGUUGUAAGAAAAAAAA